AUGUUUAUGAAACAAGCAGCCCGUACAUUGGCGCUAUUGCUUACGGUAGCGCUAGUAGUACGUGCAGUUGAGUUUGAAGAAGAGGCCGAUGUAUUGGUGCUCACGGAAAGCAACUUUGCUGAAGCCGUAUCGACCCAUGGGGCGUUGCUGGUUGAGUUUUACGCCCCAUGGUGUGGACACUGUAAGCAACUAGCGCCCGAGUACGCAAAGGCGGCCAAGAGUCUCAAGGAACAUGAUCCAACAAUUCGUCUUGCAAAGGUGGAUGCCACAGCGGAGAACGCAUUGGGCGAACAGUUUGGCGUCCAAGGCUUUCCCACUCUUAAGUUUUUUAAGGGUAACGUUGAGUCUGUGACGGAUUACAGUGGUGGUCGCACAGCUGAUGAGAUUACAAAGUGGGUCAUCAAGAAAUCUGGUCCUGCAGUGAAGAUUGUAGAGACCAAGAAAGAGCUUGAAGAAAUCAAGGAAGCAAACGAGGUUGUCGUGUUUGCUGUGAUUGACGCUGAGGACGGUGAGGCACGUAGUCUAUUGGAGAAUCUUGCUGAUGCUCACAGCCUGGCCGUACACGUUGCCUCGACCAACACGGAUGUCGCGGAGGAUGCAACUGCUGUGAACAAGGUGGUCUUGUACAAGAAGUUUGACGAAGGCAAAGUUGUGUACGACGGAGAUUUUGAGAAGGAGAAUUUAGCCGCGUUUAUCAAGUCCCAUAGCCAGCCUCUCGUGAUCACAUUCCAGGCAGACAAGGCUUCUCAGAUCUUUGCCGGUUCUAUCACUGAACACGUUUUGGCCUUCGCAAACAUUAGUGAAGACUACAUGGCUGGCCUCGAGGCUGCUUUAAAGACACCCGCUCAACUUAACAAGGGCAAAAUGCUUCAUGUUAUUAUGCCGAGCACGGAGAGUCGAAUUGUAGAGUACUUUGGUAUCACAGAGGACGAUAUGCCCGCUAUUGUGCUUGUGAACAUGAGCGGAUCCUUAAAGAAGUACGGCUUUGAUUACAAGGCAGACGAGCUUAUUGCUAAAAUGGAAAACGGGUUCGUCGACGAUCUUGUUGUUUUCGAGAAGAAUUACCUUGAGGGCAAGCUUUUGCCCCAGCUUAAGUCUGCCGAACCUGAGGACGACAGUGCUGAGGCUGUGAAGGUCAUCGUAGGCAAGGAUUUCCAGCAGCGUGUAAUGGACAACGAGAAUGAUGUACUGCUCGAGUUUUACGCUCCAUGGUGCGGUCACUGUAAGUCACUUGCCCCUCAGUACGAGGAGUUGGCUGAGACGUUUGCGGAUGUGGAAAGCAUCAUGAUUGCUAAGAUUGAUGCCACCGCCAACGAGAUUGAUCAUCCGGGUGUGGACGUACGUGGCUUCCCGACGGUUAUCUUUUUCCCUGGCAAGGACAAGCAAAGCCCGAUUGUGUAUGAAGGCUCGCGCGAUGCAGAAGGCCUUGCAGAGUUUCUGAAGAAAAACGCUCAAAAGUUUGAACUAGAAGGCGUGGAAUAUGGUGUGGAGCAAAAGAAGGAUGAACCGAAGGCGGAUGCCAAUGAAGAAUAUGAGGACGCUGAGCAUGAGGAGCUGUAG
Peronospora belbahrii is the source of this 1560-nucleotide messenger RNA. The record is from the annotation of a GenBank genome assembly. Lineage: Eukaryota; Oomycota; Peronosporomycetes; Peronosporales; Peronosporaceae.